CGAUGGAAGCUUAAAUUUCAUCAUCAAGCAUUACCUCCAGAGUAUUUGAAUCAUUAUGAAGCAUCCAUGAUGUCUCCUGAACCAACUCCAGUGAUUUCAUCAUCUCCUACACCUGUCCUUUUCACGGGAAAUACCAAAUCGAAACUGCCACCGGAAGCUCAAACUAGUGUCCGUUUUGAUGAUCUACCAUACAUGGGAGAGAUGACAUUAGACAAUGCAAAACCACGGAGAGGACGCAAACCAAAAAAGGCUGAUAUAUGUCACUUGAUAUAUAAAAACUACGGGACAACUGUCGUAGAAGAACCUUUGAACCUAUGCGUCAGAGAUCAGAUAUCAUCGCUAAAUGAUUUUCAGCUUCCUGGUUCUACCAGUAUCCAAGAAUCAAUAAAUCUUCAAUCAAAAGACUCCAAACGUAAGAGCAAAAAGUCACUGGCCAGAGAGCGUUUGGAAAAAACGUUCAAAGAAAAAGGUUUCUUGAUACAGACACAACAAUUGGAAUCCGCACAAGGAGCCACGUACUGUAAAUUUAGACAGUUAAGGAAGUUUACACGGUAUCUGUUUAGAAGUUGGAAACAUCAUUUACCUGGUGAYGUCGUAGACAACGGUGUCAAUAGUCAAAUAACCUGAAUUUUCUACAAAUUAAAUAAUAUGAUUUAUGAGUGUUGUUUCUAUGAGUUUCUUAAAACUCAAUACACGAACGAGUGUGAAAAAUGAAUAUCUAAGUGUUUAGAAGCAAAUUUAAUAUCAAUGUGUUAAGACACAAUUUAAUAAUUUAUUGGAGACAAAGAAGUUAUAUUGGUGAGUGUUACUAUACAAUUUUGAAAAAGAAAAACGUAUUUGCCAAGGGAAAACAUCAUAUA
Messenger RNA from Diuraphis noxia (Russian wheat aphid), 860 nucleotides. RefSeq lists its product as uncharacterized. The record is from RefSeq and is a predicted model, not a curated record. Lineage: Eukaryota; Metazoa; Arthropoda; Insecta; Hemiptera; Aphididae.